UACUUAAGUAUACCCAAGGAGUAUCUCACCAGAAUUAAUAUUUUACCUUGACUAAGUGAUGUGAAAACGUCAAAGACUUGUGAAAGUUUAUUUUGAAUGGAUGCGCCUUGGUAUUGAAGAUUCUUCAUUUGAAGAGGCAUAUGCUCCCAAAACUAAAAGAAGGAAAAUGACUAGUUACAAUCAUUCAACUCGAGGUAAUCCAGAGGGAAACAGCAUAUUACAGGAGGACCAACCUAAACUGACAGCGCCCCCUAACAGUGAUAAUGACUCUCUUAAUUCCUCAUUCGGCACAGUGUCUAGUCCUCCAAAGAAACGUAAGAUGUUCAGGAACCAGAAACAACUUGCUAAAGCCACACAGAAAUAUCACUCUAAGAAAGACACUAUGUACAGUGACACAGAUCUGUCUACUCUAGAUCAGACAGACACUCCAGAUUCUCUCAGCAUGAUCAGUGCCAUCAACCCAGUCUCGGAUAUGUCUAUGCAGACAACAUUUUCGCGCAUGCAGCGACCCAUGGGACGAGCCGAUGUGACAAUGGAAAGAGCAGUACAGCGUGCACGAGGACAGCCUGAUGGGGCAGAGAAGUCUUUCCACAGGAUGGCCAGUAAGGGAGUACAACGGUACCCUACCAUUGAGGAGGUGAGGGAGUCAGCUGAGGGUGUAACAGAUACAAGCUCCAACCGUAGUGAGGGAGACUCUGGUACACUGAUGCCUCCUCCAGCAGCCCUACAGCCAAUGGAGCGCAGGAAAUCAAUACGAGUAAAGAUUUCCAGAGCUGCUAGCAGUGCAGCAGGUAAACUUAAAGGGUUAAAGGCAAAGAAAAACCUGAAUGACAGUCGAACAGGAGUUAGUGCUGGGAAGAGGAGGCUGGAGGACUCGCAGGCGAUAGAAACAGAUGAAUCCAAGAAAACCAAACUGAAGGAGCUUCCAUUCAAGGACAGAAGGAAAGUGAGAAAAAUGUUGAAGAAUAAUUUCAACAUGAUUCAAAGGUCCAAACAAAUCUGGGAUGAAUUAAGGAGACAUGACGUGAAGGAGAAGAGGAGGUCGGAGUUGUGUUCAGAACUUAUGACUAUGGUCAAAGGCAACAUGAAGGAGCUUUCCUUUGCCCACGACACAGCACGAGUGCUUCAGUGUUUAGUGCAGUAUGGUACCCCAGAUAAAAGGGAGGAAGUCUUCAGUGAGCUCAAAGAUCAGAUGUGUGUGAUGGCCAAGUCAAAGUAUGCCAAAUUUAUCGUGAAGAAGUUUUUAGUGUAUGGGACAAAGGUACAUCGAAAUGCUGUAAUAAAAAGCUUCAAAGGAAGUGUGAGGAAACUGAUACGCCACAAAGAAGCAUCAGAUGUCGUGGAAUUUGCCUACAACGAAUAUGCCAUCGCAGCACAGAGGUUAUCAUUACUAGAGGAGUUUUAUGGACCCAGUUUUAUGCUUUUUAAGACUCCUGAUGUGAAGUCUCUGGAUCAGAUGUUACUAGUACAGCCAGACAAACGAGACAUGAUUCUCAGUAACAUGAAGGACGCCCUUCUCCCUCUCAUAGAAAAGGAAGUGCUGAAACACACAAUGGUCCACAGAGUUUUCUUUGAAUUCUUUGUCUAUGCAUCAGACAAGAUGAGGACGGACAUGGUUGAGUCUCUGAGAGACUGUGUUAUCCACAUGAUGCACACACGUGAUGGUUCCAGGGUAGCCAUGUACUGUUUCUGGUACGGUACAGCAAAGGACAGAAAGGUGAUCAUCAAGAGUUUCAAGACGCACGUAGUGAAGAUAUGUAAGGAGGAGCAUGGUCACAUGGUGUUGUUAGCCAUGUUUGAUGUGGUGGACGACACCAAGAUUGUACAGAAAGCCGUUCUCGAGGAAAUGUUGAAAUCUCUAAAUGAAGUGGCCACAGACCAACAUGGCAGGAAAGUGUUACUCUACUUACUGAGUCCCAGGGACCCCCAUCAUUUCCACCCCGACAUUGUACGUGUGCUCGUAGAGGGUGACAAGAAUCCUCACAGUAAGAAGGACAAGGCCGUACGACACCGGGAACUACUGGAGUUUGUGUCGUCCCAACUGCUCCAGUACAUUGUAGACAACACACGUGAUAUGGUCCUGGACAACGCUUCCAUGCUUCUUCUCCUGGCCAUUCUCACCCACGCUAUUGGCGAUCCUUCUGCAGCAAUGAAGGCAAUGGCCAAGAUUGCAGCAGAGCCAUUUGUAGCUGGAAGUCUGGACAACAUGCACAUAGUGGAGCAUUCAGCAGGUCACAUGACGCUAAAACGGCUGAUACAGAAUGACCGUGAUCGUAUCCAGGCAGGGCACACAGUGCUAUUUUCCCAAGUGCUCCUCGAUACCCUGACAGAAGGGUCUCUCAAGUCCUGGGCGGCGUGUAACAGGGGAUGCUUCAUGCUCAUAUUCCUGUUGGAGCUUGACCAUCCAGACAUUACAGACAGAGUGAUCACACAACUGACCGGUAUCAGGAAGGCACUAAAGAAAAUGACAUUUAAAGGAGCACAGAUUCUCCUACAGAAACUGGACGCUCUCAGUGGAGAAUACAAGCUCUGAAUAACUACAGAAACUGGACGCAUCCAAGCUCUGAAUGACUAUAGAAACUGGAUGCUCUCAGUGGAGAAUACAAGCUCUUAAAGACUACAGAAACUGGACGCUCUCGGUGGAGAAUACAAGCUCUGAAUGACGACAGAAACUGGACGCUCUCGGUGGAGAAUCCAAGCUCUGAAUGACUACAGAACUGGACGCUAGAGAAUGCACCUAGUGAAUAUCAAAGAAAAGCUUGGUAAAGAAUUUUGUUUUGAAUGGAAACAGAAUUGAAGACUUGUUGGAGAACUGAAAUAGUAAAAUUACAAAAACGGUGUAUCGUCCAUCAACUACCAGAACCACUGUAUCAGUUUUGCCUCUGUUUUAGUGGAGGAGUCUUGGCAAAGUCAUCAAUAAACAUUUCACCAGUUGAAGCAGAUGAAAAAACUUUUGCAAAUCAUGAUACAGAGAAUGAUAAUGAAUUUAAACAUACUUAUUUAUAUCUAAUAAAGAGAUUGGGAGAACAUCAUUAAACUGUUUAUAGGCAUGCUGAAUCCAAUGGUUGUGCAUGUAUGAUAAAUAAAUCUUGAGAAUGAUAGUCAGCUUUGUAUUUGCUUUAAAUACUAGUUUGGAUUUCCGAGUUAAACUAUGACAGCAGGACGUAUGUGUGUCUACAAAAGUAUUACUGAUGCGGUCAUUACACAAAUGUAAUGACAACUACUGUGUUGGGAUGUGCAAUUCCUUAUAUAGCUGUUUGUUGUGCAUUAUGACUGUAUAGGGGAUGGUGAUUGUCUUAUAAUUGUGAAUGAACAGCAUGGACUGUGGACACUACUUCAUUUACAGCUACAGAAACUACGAGAAACUACUGAUUCAAAAUGACAUUAUUGGGUAAAAAAGAAGGGUUAAAGUGAGAUCUAGCUAGAGUGGGUAACUGCAAAGGAAGAUAGACUAUCUGGAUACUUGUCAAAUAAAUAUGAAAAAAUAAGAAUUACAUAUGGCAUUAGAACAGUUAAAACAUCGACUAGUCAUCUUGUAGCUUCCUACAUUUUCUUGUUAAUGCAUUUUCCUUCAGUUUCCUCUUCCAUAUUUCUUUCGCACAAAACACAGAUACACACAACUUUUAGAAAUUGCAAGAGGCUGACACUUGGCUAGGUUUAAAUUUCAGAUUAAAUGCUCAAGUUUGCGAAAUGAUAAAACUAAAAGGAAAUGUAGGCUUUUGAUUUCUGGCAAAUUUUUCCUGACCUCUCCCGGUAGUUGCAAUGCAGAAAGUUCACCAUAUACUCCAUUUGAAAUUAAGGAACUGUGUUGGCAUCUAUUAGGAAAUUAUCUACCACUGGAUGGGAUUUCUAGUUUUAAUAUUUAUACAUUUUAUGACAUGUCCUUGUUGCAUUAUAGUUUUAUGUUGAAAUAAAUGUUUUACUCAGAAAAUAAAGUGAUGCUUUUGUU
Molecule: messenger RNA, 3949 nt
Organism: Pecten maximus
Lineage: Eukaryota; Metazoa; Mollusca; Bivalvia; Pectinida; Pectinidae
Product: pumilio homolog 3-like
Exons: 18
Coding region: 101-2533 (810 amino acids)
Biological process (GO): regulation of translation
Cellular component (GO): nucleolus
Molecular function (GO): mRNA binding
Source: RefSeq, a predicted model, not a curated record